Messenger RNA from Carassius gibelio (silver crucian carp), 5054 nucleotides. Its product is annotated as GRB2-associated-binding protein 1. The record is from RefSeq and is a predicted model, not a curated record. The transcript has 12 exons. The coding region runs from base 1340 to 3334 and encodes 664 amino acids. Lineage: Eukaryota; Metazoa; Chordata; Actinopteri; Cypriniformes; Cyprinidae.
GCGCAUGAAAAUUGCAUUUGAUUUUUUGCACAGCCCUAAUAUUUAUCUGGAAUCUUACAUCCAUCCUCUAUUUUAACAGUCGUCCUCUAUUUUAAGAUAUCUCUCUUCCAAGUCUUUCAAAUUCGUUAUUUCUGAGUGAUGUAUUUAUUUUCCUGCUUAAAUGACCUAUAUAUUCAUAUUCUGCAAAAAUUUUGGACCUUUCAGUGCUCCAUUCAAAAUCCCAGAUUCCAAAAGAGACGUAAUUAUUUCAAACAACGAUGAUGAGAACAGUAGAAGAGGAUGCUGAGAAGUGGAGAAGCAAAACACUUUACAUGUCUACAUGUUUCAGAAAGCCCAAUAUGAUUGUGCACCUCAUCUAAAAUGCGGUGCAGAGUAAUGCGCUUGGAAUUUCAGGCAUGAGAGAAAGGAAUGCUGAUGCAUUGACUGUCUACGAGAGUCGUGCCAUUUUGCUAUGACAGCAACAGCUUGUGGUCUCACAUUGCUUAGAAUUUUUUAUAAUUUCUAUUUCUUUUUUUCCCAUUGCUGUGCCUGAUUACGUCAAUUAUCUGCAGAGAGACUGACCAGUCAGUGAUUCUGUUCGGAUGGCAUUCCCCUAUAUUUUGUCCCUCAAUGGCAUCUCUGUUAAGUCAAGACAGUGACACUGUGGCCCUAUGCCUCUGUAUGCAUCACACUUGUGUGUGUGUGUGUGUGUGUGAGUGCGUGAGGCAGACAGCUGCUGCCACACUUGGAGGGGUCUCUUCAAUUUCGUCCCACCCUGUCCCCACUCCCUCUCCUUUCUUAUACACAAACGUUCAUUUUACCUACUACUUCUGGGGCUGAAUUACUUUUCGGGAUGUAGACUCGAUCUUGAAACUCUGUAGAAUUGUAAAGGGAUUUUUGUAUGCCUGUAGGAUUUAAAGGUGACCAGCUGUGUCCGUUGUUCUUUGGUAAACGGAGCAUCUCACAUGCACUUCUCUUCAGAUCAGUCUUGAUUUAAGAGUCUUUGGCUUCAUGUGCUCUUGCAGGCUUACUGACAUUAAACAAAAUGGAACAGGCACUUACCACAGGUGGCUAAACACUACACCCUCUGUGCCUGCACUGGAUUCAGGAGCUGGGACUCAAGGCAUGGAAGAAGCGAUGGUUUGUUCUGCGCAGUGGGAGGCUGUCAGGAGACCCAGACGUGCUGGAGUAUUUCAAGAAUGACCAUGCCAAGAAGCCCAUCCGUGUGAUCGACCUGAACCUGUGUGAGCAGGUGGACGCCGGUCUGUCAUUCAACAAGAAGGACCUGGAGCACAGCUUCAUCUUUGACAUCAAGACUAUCGACCGGAUCUUUUACCUGGUGGCAGACACUGAAGAGGAAAUGAACAAUUGGGUGCGCUGCAUCUGUGAGAUCUGUGGCUUUAACCCCACCGAGUCAGGAGACUCUGGAAAGAUCUCUCACCAAGCAAAUGUGCCAGGCGGUAUGGUGGUGGAUACGGCCCCUAGCGGAGGGCCAGGAGGAGCCUUAGGGGCUUCUGCACUGGCCAACCUGCCUCCUCCCUACCAGCCUGUCAGCAUCAGACCCCUGGGGUCCUCCUCCAGUCUGGAUGAGCCUCAGGACUACCUUUGGCUGCUCAACUGUGAGAGCAAGAAACCAGAGCCUAAUAGUCCAGUGGCCCCUUUUGCUCUAGGAGAGGAGCAGGAAUACCUGCUUUUGGAGGAGUGUGGGAGCAGGAGCGCUCCUCCUGACUGUCAGUCCCGUGGUGAAUGCUCCAAGUCUACCUCCUCCGAACCCGAUUGUAAUGACAACCUCCCAUCCCACCACACUCCCACCUCCUCCUCCUCCAAGCACACUUCGGUCAAUGGUUUCUUUCCUAGCCAGCAUGGCGCUGGGCUCUAUGAUUCUCCUCCUUCACGCGGACAGUCGUUCUCAGCCGACUCACAGGGUGUGUACCACCUGCCCCGAAGUUACUCUCAGGACACUGUGCUGCUGCCGAAGUCGGCGUCCUCCCUUCCGGCUCCUGACGGUGAGGCCGGUGAACUCUAUGUCUUUAACACGCCUGGUCGUAAACCCUCUUUAGAGGCCCAUAUGCGGAACUUGUCAGUUAGCUAUGAUAUUCCACCAACACCUGGAAGUAACUGCACCUACCAGGUUCCUCGUACAGCUGGGAUAGAGGCUGUUUCGGGGGCCACAGAUGUGGUACCACCCCCUCGUCCGCCUAAGCCUUUACUGACCGCUGGAUCAGUCCAACCAGAGCGCUCACCCACGGACACAUAUGUGGUGCCACGGUCGAUGUCUGAGACUGACGGAAAUUACUGCGUGCCAUCCAGUGCAGGAGGGAGCAAAGCACUAUGGAGCAACACUGGUACAGUGGAUUGUCUGCGGAAAGAUUACGGAUCUCAAGACUGCUAUGAUAUACCCCGUCCCUUCACCUCAGAUAAAAGCUGCUCAUUUGAUUUUAACGAAAGCUUCAACAGCUAUUUUAAGAAUAAAGGCAUGGUGCCAGUAGGAGGUGAGGAGAUGACUGAGAACUAUGUGCCCAUGAGCGUCCACUCUUCCUCACAUCCGCGCUCCAGCAGCCUGUCAGAACCCAUCCAGGAGCCCAACUAUGUGCCCAUGACACCGGGCACAGUGGAGUUCUCCUCCCUCGGAAAACAGGUGCCGCCUCCUGCCCACAUGGGCUUCCGCUCCAGCCCCAAGACCCCACCACGUAGACCGGUGCACAUCCCCGAAUGCCAACCUCCACCCGUAGACCGCAACCUCAAACCUGACCGUAAAGGUCAGAGCCCUAAAAUAAACAGAGCAGUCGGUCUUGAGCGAACCGACUCCCAAACCAUAGGUGAAUUCUCAAGACUGCGAAGGGCAGGUAGGCCGGCCCCUUUGGAGAUCAAGCCUCUAGCUGAGUGGGAGGAGUGUACAGCGCCGGUGCGUUCCCCCGUGACCAGGUCCUUCACGAGGGACCCUUCUAGGUGUACCGCGGCCCCCAGACCAUCGUCAGGGCAUACCACUGCCUCCAGCAGCGACUCCGACGACUGUGAUGAGAAUUAUGUAACCAUGCAACACACUAAUAUGUCUACAGAUGAACCAAACAUGAAGCUAGGAGCACCAAUGAAUGCUGACGGAGGUGGCAGUCCCAUGGUCAAGCCCAAAGGAGACAAGCAGGUGGAGUACCUGGACCUCGACUUGGACACUGGGAUAUCGACUCCUCCUCGGAAGAAGAAGAGUAACGGGGCUGGUAUUUCAGCAUCAGAGGAGCGGGUAGACUAUGUGGUGGUGGAUCAGCAACGAACGCAAGCACUGAAGAGCACACGUGAGGCCUGGAGUGACGAACGGCAGUCAACGGAUCCAGAUCCCAACAACAAAGGGGCCAAAUGACACCCAUCUCUAUCCUCUUUUCUGCAAGGUCAUGACUCACAGGGGCCGAGGAAUGGAGGUCGCUGCACAUGCUCUGAACCUCCUAUCCAGUCUCCAUGAUUUUAGAUACAGCUGUGUGACAGCGCCUAGGUCACAGCUCCCAGAUCAGCUAGUUUACACUGCUUUCUGCUAGAUGACGCACCCGCACAGGGGAGAGCUGAUCCGAGGGAUCCUCAUGUAUAAGCUGACAGACUCCAAGUAGGAUGGACCGCACUCUGCACAGGGGCUGAAGGACUUGUCGAGCCUUUCUGGCUGAAAGCCUAGUGAAAAAUACACUAACAGAGCAGCAUUUUUCAUACAACGUGGAUAGACACUGCCCCCCCCCCCCCCUCCACUCAUCAGCUCAGACAGUUUCAGAUUUUUUGAUAUCGUCUUUCCAACAUCGUGGUGAUAAAGCACAUUAUUCCAUGGGCUGGGGUGCAUCAGGUCUGUUGAAUUUAUCUGUCCUCAAGGGCUUUAAAAAUAAAAAUUAAACAAUGUUCCAUGUUCACAAAACUGCCACUGGGGUUUUAGGAUGUUUUAGAAGCCUUUUUAUUUUUAUAGUUCCAUGAAAAUCUGAAACCUUUGCACAUCUAGGUUUCUUUUUUUAUUCUUUUCUUUUUUUUUUCAAUUUGUUUUAUUCUUUUGAGCCUCAGUUGUAAUUCGGUAGUGCAAUCAAACGGUUUUGAGUUGCUUGAGCCACAAAUCUACUAAGGUUGGUUUGUUUGAAAAUGAAUAUAGUUUUGCAUUUAAGACAGCAGACAGACUGUAUAAAGUGUUACGUACAUGAAUAAAGGUGUCCUUUAUUUGUAUCUAAUAUCUAGUAUGUUAAGGCUAAGGUGUAGUUUCUGCAGGAUAGAAGUCUACACGGUCUGAGAUGGCAUCAGAAGCUAUGAAAUCGUAUCGGUGGAUUUUGGAACUGUGAUUGUUUUUAACAGAGAAGAGAUUUCUCUGUUUUUUGUGUUUUAUCCGCUCUUUUAUUUUGAUUCAAAGCAAGGUAUCAAUUUACAAAGCGCGGAGGUCAGGUACUCACUGAAAGGUUUUAACAGAUUUCAUUUAUUUUAUUUUAUUUUAUUUUGCAGCUAUAGAUGAUGUCUUUAGUGUUGCAAAUGAUAUGUUCUCAUAAAAACCUUUUAAAAUUGCUUAUGACGCAAGAUGUUAUUAAAAAGGCUGUGUGCUGUAUGAGAUUCCUUCAUGGAGGGGCAGAAAAGCCAGUCAAGUUGUUUCAGGAAUUUUAUGAUGUUUCUUUAUUCUCUGUGUGACUGGUCUAUCAAUGCAUUUUUAUUGCAACUUCGAUAAUUUAUUUCAGAUGUCCCACAGCUCUUGGAGACUAAUCACCAUUGCAGCUUUUUUUGAAUGUUGUAAAUAUGAUCCAUUCAGUGAUUUCAGCCCAUGUCAGAAUACAUCAGCAUAGAACUUUACUGUGUGUGUACAAUAAAAUAGCUUUACUAACUACCAUUCUUAAGCCAAGAAGACAUUGUUUCUGUGUUUCAACACCAUUGGUGGCUUCUGAAGCUGUAUAUAUGGACACAGGCUUUUCAAGCAUGUCUUCUGAUUCAAAGCUGUGCCUAUAUUGUUUCCUUUCUACUCAAAACCUUUUCUUCUUUAAGUCCUCAGACCCUGAUGCUUUAUAUCUUUUUUUAAUGAAUCUGAAAGAAAUGUACAUUUUAAAAUAAACUCAAUAAAAAAAUAAUACUUGAGA